Messenger RNA from Numida meleagris (helmeted guineafowl), 2282 nucleotides. It is a transcript of the gene DAZL, whose product is annotated as deleted in azoospermia like. NCBI's taxonomy places the organism in Eukaryota, Metazoa, Chordata, Aves, Galliformes, Numididae. The transcript is spliced from 11 exons. Bases 534 to 1454 code for a protein of 306 amino acids. Gene Ontology annotation, molecular function: protein binding; mRNA 3'-UTR binding. The record is from RefSeq and is a predicted model, not a curated record.
GAAUCUUAAAUGUGGGGUAUCGAUUUCAGUGAUACUGCGAGGAAAGUAAUAAUAAGGCUGAGACAUGAGGUGGUGUCGGGCUCAGAGCCGUGGUGUGAGGACUUCGAGAGAGGGAGGAGACGCGUCCUGCCACGAGCGGCCAUUUUGUGACUGCCGUCACGGAGUCACGGCCCUUCUACUCCACGCGUCUCCGCCGCCUCCAAUCCGUGUCCCGAGGUGGCAGUCACACCCGCUCGCCGCCUGGGCCCGGCGUGCCCGCCGCGGGCUCUCCAUCACUCUGACAGCUUCGGCUGUCCUCAGCCUUUUGGCACUCUCCCUCCCUCCCCCUUUUUCUAAGCCCGUCCAGGCCCGUGACCCGUUUCCCGGCGCCGAGCUGUUCAGCCGCCGCGGGGCCCGAGCAGAGCGGUCUCGCCUCGGCAGGUGGUUUCCAGCAGUGCUCCGCGGGCCCCCUGCGGUCAGCGGGGAUACUGCCCGGCCCCGCACGUGCCCCUUCCGUGCACGGUGCUCCUUCGUCUUCGAGAAUUUUCUGCGUAAUGAGGCCCCGGUUGGGGCGAAGCCUGGCGUCGCCGGAUCCGGGUACAGUUCUGUCUGUAAAUGCGGAAGCCCAGUGUGCAAGUAUCUCAGAGGAUAAUACCCGUUUGUCAACAGCCUGUCAAGGAUAUGUUUUACCAGAAGGAAAAAUCAUGCCAAAUACAGUCUUUGUUGGUGGAAUUGAUAUAAGGAUGAAUGAAGCAGAAAUUCGGAGUUACUUUGAACAGUAUGGUACUGUGAAAGAGGUGAAAAUAAUCACUGACAGAACUGGUGUUUCCAAAGGGUAUGGAUUUGUAUCAUUCCUGGACAAUGUGGAUGUUCAAAAAAUAGUAGAGUCACAAAUCAGUGUCCAUGGCAAAAGGCUGAAACUGGGGCCAGCAAUUAGAAAACAACAAAACUUGUGUUCUUAUGUGCAGCCUAGACCAUUGGCUUUCAAUCCUCCUGCACCACAAUUCCACAGUGUAUGGAGUAAUCAAAAUACAGAGACCUACGUGCAGCCUCAAGCUGUGGUGAGCCCACUAACUCAGUAUGUACAGACAUAUGCGUACAGUUCACCAGCUUUAUUGAUACAGCAGCAAGUUCCUGUAGGAUAUCAGCCAGCAUACAACUAUCAGGCUCCACCACAAUGGGUUCCUGGGGAGCAAAGAAACUAUGUUAUGCCUCCGGUUUAUACUUCAGUAAACUAUCACUACAGUGAGGAUCCGGAGUUUAUACAGACAGAAUGUGCUGCUCCAGAGCCCACACAGUCGUCUGGUAAUAGUCCACAAAAAAAGUCUGUGGACAGGAGCAUACAAACAGUAGUAUCUUGUCUGUUUAAUCCUGAGAACCGUCUGAGGAACACCUUUGUGUCACAAGAAGACUACUUCAGGGAGAGGAGGGCGCAUCACUUCAGAAAAGGAAGAGCAGUGCUCAAAAGUGUUUGAUCAACAAAGACUUUGAAGUACAUAAAUGUAUUACCUUGAUGUUCCUACAGUUCAGUUUAGUAAGAUGUGUAGUAAAAGUGUAACCUUUUUCAAAAAGUUGCUUCAAGUUGAAGUUUGUGUUCCUGUUUUACCUGUUCCAAAGUAGCUAUUUUUUGCUUGAGAAGUUUGGAGUUGUAAGAGUUGAAAUAUUUCCAGGUUUUAUUACUAGCUUGCAUGCUUUUCCCACUAACUAACUGGAAUGCCAAUCUUUCGGAAUUUAUCUGGGGAAGGGGAAAAAAGAAAAACACUCUUGGUUUGUUUGGUACAUGUGGAUUUUCUUCUGAGCUUUAAGGUACAGUUUGUUGCAUGUUAAAAUUUAGUUCUUAUUAAACCACAAUUUUAAGUUACUAACGUCAACCAGUUACCUCUUGCAGUUCAAAAGUUGAAGCAGUUCCUUGUCCAAGAUGGAGUAUUUUAAAACUGAGCUCUUAAUCAGUGGAACAGAAGACAUCAAGGUGUAACUCAACUGAAGCCCUUUAAGUCCUGGUUCUCUUUAGGCUACCUAAUCAAUGUCUUUGUUUGCUAAUGACAGUUUAUCUACGUGAAUCCUAAAAUUCCUGUAUGUAACUUAAGAUGCAAGAAUGUAAUUAGUUAUAUUGGCUGCUUAGUGGAGUAUGCGUUUUUUUUUUACUGGAUUAAUUUUAGCAAUACCUGUAUCUUAAAAUUGUGAGAAAAUACUGCAUUUAAAAUAUGCCUAACUUUGUGAUGCAAUCUGUUAAUCAAAGAAUACAUGUAAGCAUAUUUUAAUAAUAAUUAUGUAGAUUUUAGUCAUGUAUUUUGAAACAAUUA